Aspergillus ibericus CBS 121593 is the source of this 591-nucleotide messenger RNA. RefSeq lists its product as uncharacterized. Lineage: Eukaryota; Fungi; Ascomycota; Eurotiomycetes; Eurotiales; Aspergillaceae. Bases 104 to 466 code for a protein of 120 amino acids. The record is from RefSeq and is a predicted model, not a curated record. The transcript has 2 exons.
GCUAAUUGGAGAUCCUCUGGAUCCGUGAUGCCGCUUUUACUGUUUGAGCCAACGAGGCGCAGAGACCACGGACUGAGGGAAGAGCUAGCCCCAUCCGUACCGGAUGUUUUGCCUACGCAUUGGGAAUCAUUUGAGAAAUUUCUUUGCAGAGUUUUAUUCGAUCACAGGUCUCUUAGUCUUGGGGUUACAGCUCGGCCAGGUUCCACAUCCCGACAAGGCAAAAAAGAAAAAGUUACGGAGACCCGAACAAAAAGAAGUCCACCGGCUCUGGAUUGGGACUGUUGAUUGGGAUUAUGGCUUGCUUUUCACCCGCACGGUACGGCAUGUCUACCCCUGGUCCGCUGGUUGUGACUCGUCGCUUUCAAGGUCCCAGGCACUGAGAACCAGAAUGACGAUGCGCUGCCCGGAGGAAGAUUCCGUUGUCGCUCGCUGCAUAGCGAUAGGUUCGAAUUUCCCCGCACUGUAGAAAAUUCCGUCCUUUGCGGGGCAUCAUCACAUCAUCCGGCUGCAGUUGCCGGUCGGUCGGUGUAGCGAAGUCGUUGGCCGGUCGUGAUGGCAUGUUGCUUGGAAAGCAAUUACGAGGGCGUCGGA